AUGACCAUGCACCACCAGCUCAACGGGAGCUCCGGUUCAAACGGCGUCGUCAAGACGAGACGAUCGCACCGAAAAUCCCGGAACGGCUGCAGUGAGUGCAAGCGACGACACAUACGAUGCGACGAGCGCCGUCCAGCCUGCACCAACUGCACAAUUGCUGAGCGCGCAUGCUCGUUCCCUCCUGCUCGCCAGCCGCAGAGCCAACUCGAGCCCCUACCGCCGCCGCAGCUGCCGCACAGCCCGGCCGACUCGCAUCUGAGCCGCAAAUCUCAACAUUCGCCAUCGUCGUUCGCUCCGGCGCCUCCCGCCGGUCCUCAGACCUUGCCUUCCUUUACCGAAUCCUUCACCAACACCGCAUACCACCCGCCUGUUCCUCCGGCCUCACUCUUCACGGCCGAGCAUCUCAUGCUCUUCCACCAUUUGUCCGAUGCCAUGAGCGACUGCAUCUUGGCUCGCGGCCAGGUCAAGGUCGUGCUAGAUGUCGCCAUCAGACACUUGAUAGAUGCUCCCUACCUCAUUGACCAGCUGCUGGCUCUGUCGGCGCUGCAUGUGGCCUUCACCACCAAACCGGGGGAGAUGCCGUUGAAUGGUACAGUUGCAUCGUUCCGGAAUCAGGCCACCGAGCUGCAGACGCGCGCUCUGUCGUCCUUUACACGCAUUACAGCCAUGGUCCCUGCCGAUGAUACGGCUACCUGCGUCCCUCGGUUUCUUUUUGCCAGUCUGUUGAGCAACCAGGUCCUAGCCGAGACCCUGCUGCAGCAUCAGCAGCCACAGCCCCUUCCCUACCACCACGAUGUCAUGGGAGUCCAUGGCGGAGGCGGCGGAGGAGGUGUUAUUGGGGGUGGAGGUGCUAGUGGUGGCGCCAUCAGCUUCCAUGGGUUCAUUGAACGGAUGGUUGAGUGUAUCCAUCUUCACCGGGGUGUUCUGGCCCAAGUCCGCCCAACUUGGGAUUACCUCAUGCAGUCCGAGCUGUAUCCCCUACUUCAUAUCACCCACGAUGCUAACAUCGCCGCCGUGACACUGAAAUCUGGCACAGAGUGCACCGCUCUCCGGCAAAUGAUAGAUGCUGCCGCCUCUCCGGUGUCCCGGUAUGGUGACGCCUCACCACCCCGCCUUGACCAAGCCAGCGCUGAUGCCUGCCGCGUGGCCAUUGACUCACUUCAGUGGGCAUUCGACAUGCAUCGAGCUCUGCCUGAACAAGACAUCUCGCAUGCCCCCUCUGCCUUUAUCGUCACCCUUGAGGCGGAAUACGUGGACGUGUUGCGAACACUGCUGCCUGAAGCCUUGAUGAUUCUAGCCUACUUGGGCGUGCUGAUCCAUCGGUGCCGGCACUUCUGGACGUUUGGCACCGCAGGCGCAAAUCUGAUCCGCGCCAUCGCGGGGUAUCUUGGAGGCCACUGGCACGAACCGCUGGCAUGGCCCCUCAAGGUGAUUGAGGAAGAGACUGACUAA
Trichoderma breve is the source of this 1452-nucleotide messenger RNA. Its product is annotated as fungal zn(2)-Cys(6) binuclear cluster domain-containing protein. Gene Ontology annotation, molecular function: DNA-binding transcription activator activity, RNA polymerase II-specific; zinc ion binding. Lineage: Eukaryota; Fungi; Ascomycota; Sordariomycetes; Hypocreales; Hypocreaceae. The record is from RefSeq and is a predicted model, not a curated record. The transcript has 2 exons. The coding region runs from base 1 to 1452 and encodes 483 amino acids. Gene Ontology annotation, biological process: regulation of transcription by RNA polymerase II.